GUGCAAAUGAAAAGCUAGCAGAUUGUAGGGAUGGAAGCUUUUUGGUAAGAGACAGCCGACGAGAAGAUGGGUACACCUUAAUGUUAAGGUAAGGCUUUUGUGUGUAUGCAUGUGUAUGCCAUACUGGACCUGUCUUUUGGGGCAAAAUAGAGAAGAGAUACUGCAGAAUGAACGAGGUUGCUGCAGAAUUUGGUAAAAUUUAAGUGGAAGCUAGAGUCUAUACUCUCUGAAAUUCAUUCCCACUACCAUAUUCGCCGUUGAAAAGAAUUAUUGCUCUCUUGUAUGUCCAUUAAAAAAUCCAAAAUAUCAUUAUAUAUAGGUAUAGGAAUGUCGUGUUAGUGAACAACACAUAUAUCAUGCGAGCGACCAUUUUAAUGCUUAAAUUUCAAUGCUAGAAAAUGCUGAAAUUUUUUAUAUAUGUAUAAUAGACAACUAGUCUUGCAUGUUAGACUAAUUUUUGAUCUAGGCAAAAAAGUAAAUUUCCGUAAAGAACUUAUAAAAGUAGUGAAAUUGCAAAAUUUGGUUACGAAUGUUGUAAAAUACGGAAAAUAUAGCCUUGCGAAGUUUGCAUAUUUUGUACAGUAUAUGUUUGUAUUACGUGCGGAAAUUGUUACCAUUUUUGAGCCGAAUAUUAUAUAUUCAAUUUCUAAUAGUUUUGAUACGUUUAUCAAGUGGCAAACAAACUUAAAAAGUAUGUUUCGUACUUUAUCUGCAAAUUUAUGAUAAAAUGAAGAGAUUUUAGAUGGUAUGCCAAAGAGAAAAUUAUCUUCGAAAUACAGUAAGUUUUGCUAAUAUUGCUGUAUAAAUAAGGCGUCAAUUUUACAGCAUCAAUGAUUUAAAUUGUCAAUAUUUAAUAUUCUGUGUUUCUCAACCGCCAGGUAUACACUUGGUUGCUAACUAUGUGUAAACUACAAAAUAAAGCAAAGUAAUUUUGAGAGGAACGCCGAACGCCAAAAAAAAUUUUAGGUUCUGAACAAUUUUUAUCGCAAAUACACGACAUUGAAAAAAAUUGCCUCUUAAUCUGUUUAGGAAAGACGAUAGCAGUAAGCAGAUCCGCAUAGAACACUCAAAUGGAAAAUAUGGUUUCACAGAACCUUGUGAUUUUAAUUCAGUUCCAGAAUUAAUUGAAUAUUAUCGGACACGCUCACUUAAGGAGUACAGUGCGGCUUUGGACAUUAUGCUGCUGUAUCCAGUAUGUCGUGAGGUAAGACAGGUAUUGACAAUGAAACAGGAGAUCAUAGGAUGGGUUUGCACUGAACUCUAUAUAACCUGGAACUAUAAUAAUUCAGGUCAUGCUAUUCAAAUUUUUAAUGAUUUGCAUUAUUCAAACCUUUAGAAAUGUAUUGUCUUUAGCCUGUUUUAGAUGCAGGUUUGUUAGCAACUUAGCAUAGCAUGAUCAGUUGCCAUGGCCAGCUUCGCCACUUCUAUAACUCCAAAGUUUAUUUUCGUUUUUUUUUAACUAAACCUUGUUGAUAUUUCUAGACGGAGGUAUCCGAGGUGAAAAGAGCCGCUAAUAUACUAAAGAAAGCUGGAGAGCUUUUCAAUGAAAAGUCUUCAAGAUAUGAAGAAUUAUCAGAUAACUGUUUCGAGUGUGAGCAAGUAAGCUUUUCGUCCACUUUGCUUUUAUCGAUAACUAUAUGGUUUCAGAAGUCGAAGGAUCAUCAUACAGGGUAGCAAAUCUUCAAGUUAAGCCGCUCGAGUUAAGCCCCUUUCUGUUAAACCCCGUCCACGCCUAUACCACACCCAUUUCCUUUGAGGGCUUAACAUAACUGGAGUUAAGCCCCUCGUCAUACAAGAAGGCGGUAUCCCACAACCUGAAUAUGUUUCAAGAGGCCGAGCAUCCUCGUUCCAGGGAGGAUGGGGGCCGAGAAACAUGGGCCUCAUGGUAAGAAGUAAGUCAAGACAACACAACUCCUAACCAGCAAAACUGAUUAGUUUGAACAGAAAACAAAUUAGAAACGAAAAUUGAAACGAAUAAAAGUUGAAGAGGUUUUAAAGUCUAGUGCACAGUAUCCGAUAUAUCGAACAUCGAGAAAAGACGACAAAAAUGCACUAAUGUAUGCAGCGCACAACCUAAAAAUUGACUCUCGGUUCAUUGUGAACGCGUUCUUGAAUGGUAUUUCCUGAAACACACACCUAUUUAGAAAGACAAAAGUUUGUGUGUACGUGUGAUAUCUUGUUGUUAUGCCGCAAAUACAUUGGUGUGCAUCUUCAAUUGGUAACCCAUGCAGUGUGUUUAAGUAUAUAUAUAGACAAAACAUGUUAUUUAACAUUGCGUUUUGUUUCUUGUCGUAGGAAAUAGCGGCGCUUGAAGAAGCAAUAUCUGCACAAAAAGAAUUAAUUAAUUUUCUUGAAGAACAAGUUAAAAUACAUAUCAAUUUUCGAAAAGAGGCUCCAACAACUGAACGAGCCAGGUAUGCAGUGUAUCAAUUAAAUAUUUAAGCAUGUAUGUAUAUUAUGAUAUAUAUUUUGCUAUAUGUUCGUACUAUUUAUAAACUAUCGUCAAGACAGUUGCGUCUGUAUUAGGGCUUUUGCAUGAAUUGGUCGCGUGAUCCCAUUUCCCUUAAAACGAGUACCCGUGUCAAAAUGAACCGCAGAAAUGAAAAGAGCUCCUCAAUGUAUGGCCAAACAAAAAAUGUUGAUUUCAGGUUUCCGACUGACCUGUUAAAAUGUCUCUGACCAUACAUAAAUAUUUUAUUGACAUAAUUGCAAAGAUUCCCUUUUCUUUUACAAAAAUAUGGUUUUCUGUUUAACAUUUUGUCUAUCUUAGUCACGUCUAGUUAAAACUAAGUCAUCGACUCUUGUGUUUUUCACAAAACUGGAAAUGUGCAUUGCUAGUGAAACUUUUAACUUUUCGUGAAGGAGCUCAACCUAGGCCUAAUACCCUUCCAGAUAAGACCGUUAAUGGCAAACUCAUUCAUUUUUUAGUCUGGAUGUCAACUAUAAUCUUCUGGUUGAUCGACUUAGUGAGCAGCAAUCAGGGUUGAAGACUUUGGAACAGGAUUGUUUAGAAAAAUCGGAAAAAAGGCGAGAAAUUGAGUCGGAAAUGAACAGGUUAAAACCAGAUCUCUGGGAAUUGCAGCACAAGAAAGACAAAUAUAUGUUGUAAGUUUUAAUUUAAGGGGCGACUCUCAAUAACGGAAUUGAACAUAAAUAUUUUGUUUGUUUUGUUUAAUUAAACAGCCUGGUAACGACAGGAAAUAUUGUUAACAAGCUUUCGUUGGUAGGAAUGCAACUACCUAGCCUGCGUGGCAGGCGAUAGGGAGGCGAAGGAAAUUUCCUUUGCCUCCCUAAUUUUCGCUGCCCGUAAAAAAACCGCCUGCCAUGCUUGCAGGCUAGCAACUACCUGAAAAUAUAAGGAGAAUUUCGACGUUUCGAGCGCGGGGGUCGGGAUAAAUACAUGAGCUUUUAUAUAAUGAGGGCCUGUUUAUAUGAUCCCAGCCAUGCGGGACGGGAUGGAGGUGUGGAGUAUCAUAAACAGGCCCUAAGAAUAUAUAGUACACUUUUGAGUUAGUAAGUUAAGUCGUACUACUUGUGAACUUUCCAAUGGUAUAGUCUAUUUUCGUGAAAAAUGACUUUGAAAUUUUGAAUUUUUAGUCAACAUAAUGAAACAUUUUCACGCGCGAGCUCUCAAAAUCUUUCCAAGUAAUGAGACCACAUAAAAGAGACAAAUACCACGCAUUUUUGGGCUGCCUUUGGGUUGACUGAAGAAAAAAAUAAUUCUAGCAAGCAAUCUAUUUGUCUAAUCUAUUUGUCUAAGCAAUCUAUUUGUCUAAUGCUAUAUAACAUAGUCUCGAAACCUCGUGUAUUGUUGUUUUUCAAGAUGGUAUCUGCUACGUCAUAAUUUCUUCAUAUUGACUCCUGGUCGUGGUUUAUAAAAUGUAAAGACUGUGAAUUAGUUUGCAAAAUGGAAGCUCAAUUGUUUCCAGCUAUAGCUUGACAAUUACCUUUUUAUCUUUAUUACCUGAAGAUGGAGUAACACUCCGAAACGUUGUAAACAAUAAAGUUGUUUUAUUUUUUAGCAUUUGUGGUCGUUGUUAAUUCCAAGAAAUAAUACAAAAUGAGGCUUAGUUCGAUACUAAAAUUAUUAAUUACAAUUUUGCUUUUACAGGUUUUUAGAAGAGAAAGAGAUGAGACGCGAAGAAGUGGAACUUCUGGCUGGCAAUACAGAUUUCAAGUACUGUUUAUUGCUACUCUAUAUGGGCUUGACUUUCACCAUCUCUAACCUUGCCAGGAAAUACUAUAUAUAUUGAAUGGUAUUUUCAGGAUGGACAUUUCGAGUGAAAAUCAUAUCCAUUUUUAGAGACCUAACCAGGAACAGUUGCGAAAACUACAGGUCCUGCCAAAGUUGACAGAGCAACUAUUAAUUUCCUUCAGGCAGAGGGCCAAUAGUAGCAACCUCGUACCCAGGGUCUUACCUGAGGUUGAACCGCAUGCUCCUGGUUAUAGGUGUAAAAAAUGUAAAAUUAUAAUUUCACUCGCAAUUUUCACUGGAAAUUUCCAUAUUGAAAACACCUUUCACCAUGAUAUUGAGUGAGAUGCUAAAAAUAUACUAUAUAUAUUAUUAUUAUAUUCUUGUUAUACCAGGCAGAGAGGGGUGGGCUUAAAAAGUUUCUCUAAAAUAAGUGGCUUAUUGAGAAGAGGGAAGCUUACUUGAUGAUUUAUCUGCCAGAGGACCCAUCGUUUCAUUUUUCGCAGCUGCUCCUGGUUAGGUGUAAAUAUAUAUAAAGACACUCGAAAUUUCUAUCUAUAAAAUACUUCAACACUUGCUUUUCCACCAUAUCCUACCUUGCCAUACCCGUAAUCUUAUCUUUCCUCAUUGCACAGAAUUUAUGAAUUCCCAAUGACCGAAGAGGAAGAAAAAGUAAACCUUUCUCCAGAAUAUUGGUUAUUUGGAGCUCUGGAUAGGUAUAAAAUGUGCUGUGUAUGUUUGUGUAUGCAUAUGUGAGUGCUGCGUGCGAUGGCCACUUAAUGCACUCGGCGAUAUUAGUUAUUCAAUGUUGCUCACAGCCGAUCAUGAAAAAUAUCUACAUCUUCCAGGUUGUUACUGCGGGCCUGAGAUAUACUGUAAAGGCUUUUUUCCACUAGGCGGAAUUUUCCGCGCGGAGCGGCAUUUCUCUUUGUCCUGUGAUUUCUCGGGUGGAACUAAUUAGAAAAGACAAAGAGAAAUUGCGCUCCGCGCGGAAAAUUCCGCCUAGUGGAAAACGGCCUUAAGAAUUCCAUUUAUCCCCCUCACAGUAGUAAUAUAGGUACCGAUCGAUCUAGGUCUCGAGGUAGCAUGAGGAUGCGUAAUAGAGGGUGCUGAGCAUUAGUCAAUAUUCAGUGUAAUUAGCAUUUGGUGUGUUAUGGCUUGGGCCUGCUUUGGCUAGAAUAAAAAAUCUUGACAACUUUUUUUGCUUGGGAAUACUAUCGCAGCGUGGUUGAUUUGACUAAAAUACAUUUUUACUUUUAUCAACUACCCUUUCUCUACAAUAUUUCGAUAUCUACGUUGCUUGGCCAUAGUCGAGCAUAAUAAUAACAAGCAUAGAUUUCAGCUCACUGCUAUCAAAAAGAGAACCCUGGGUACGAGGUUGGCAUAUAGAUUUGCUUCUCAAAGUGAAAAAUCAGGACUUUGUGAAUAGCAUGGACGGGAAAUACUAUAAUCCAGUACUAGUAGUACUUAGGGACCGUUCGUUAUUUAUACCUUGGGGGGCUAGGGUAUAAAUAAUGAACAAAUAUUUAUCAACUCAUCAUAUUUCAUUUUAUAGAGACACUGUUAAAAGUUAUUUAGAUAAAAGCCUAGAUGGUACAUUCCUGAUCCGAGAAAGUAAAAACCGUGGAAUGAAGGCGGUUUCCAUAAUGUAAGUAAUACUAAAAUAUAA
Molecule: messenger RNA, 5861 nt
Organism: Paramuricea clavata
Lineage: Eukaryota; Metazoa; Cnidaria; Anthozoa; Malacalcyonacea; Plexauridae
Source: the annotation of a GenBank genome assembly